AUGUUGGCUAAAGAUCUGGGGAAAAGAAGAGGCUAUAACAAGACCCAUGGUGCCCCUGAGCCAACCCAAAUCCCAGUCUGGGCAUCUAUUCAAUGUGCAUAGUACAUUUGUAGCCUCCGGAUUUCUGAAGCUAUUUUUAACUUGAGCUGAUCCUGAAUUUGAAUAGGUUGCCAUCAGGUAGCAGUGAUGGCUCUUUAGUCAUGGCUAAGUGGGUCAGACUAGAACCUAGCCAGGUUCUACAACUGCUCUGCCCCUGGAGUGGGGGUGGGGGACCCUUCAGCUAUCUCUUUUAGUCCUAAUUCUUUCCAGCUAUCCCCCUUCACUAAUCUUACCAUCUUGCCCUCUCCAGAUUUCCAGCUAUUCCAAGGGCAGAAAGUCCAAAUGUCCAGGUUUGGCUCAAAGAAUAUUAGCACCUGGAGUGCUCAAAUCCAGAUGUUUAACAAUAGCCUGGAAAAUGCAACUUCCGUCACUUCCCAGAGCCUGAUGCUAAAAGGCAGUUUGGACCACACCAGUAUGGAGAUCCAGAUGUUAAAAGAAGGUCUGAAAAACACCCGCACUCAGACACAGGUGACCCAUGAAAACCUGAGGAAGCUCAGCACUCAGAUCCAGGCGUUAAGAGAGGAGAUGAAGAAGGGCAGCGACUUAAAUCCACAGACUCAAAGCCCAAACGAUCAUUUGGAAAACACUAGCCCUGAGGUCCAGAGGAUCGAAGGAUGUCUGAAGGACGUGGAUGCCUUACAAUCGCCGGCCCAGAUGCUGAGACGCGAUCUGGACGAGGCCAGGGGAGAGAUAAAGACCUUAGAGGACGGUCUAAAGAAUGCCAGCGCUUUCAGUUCUGUGGCUGGCGCGUUACAGAGGGGUCUAGAAGCUUCCAAUGCUGAGAUCCGGAGGCUAAAAACAAAACUGGAAGGCCAAAGUGUCUUAAGUGUCCGGGUCCAAACGUUACAAAACAAUUUAGAGAAAAACAAGGCUGAGUUGCAAAGAGUGAGCAAAGACUUGGAGAAGGCUGAUGCUCUGCAUGCCCAGACCCAGAUGUUAAGAGGCCGUCUGGAAAGCACCAAUGCUGAGACCCAGGUCUUAAGAGGCCAUUUGGAAAAGACUGAUGCUGAGAUCCAUGAAUUAAAAUCGGGUCUAGACAAUGCCAGUGCUUGGGCACAGCUGGCAAAUAGCAGCCUCGAGAAUGCCAGUGCUCAGAUCCAGAUGUUAAAAGGGGAUCUUGAAGCUAUCAGUGCCUUGAAGCCAGAAGUCCAGCUCCAAAAUCAUUUGGAAAGAAGGGACACAGAGAUCCAGAUGUUGAAAGAAGGUCUGAAGAACGCCAGCACCUCAGCAUCCCAGACCCAGACUUUAACCAAAGGCCUGGCGAAAGCCCAUGAUGAGAUCCAGAGGCUAAAGAUGGGCUUACAAAGAGCAAGUGAUUUAACGUCCCAGAUCCCCGGAUUAAAAAGAGGCUUGGAUAGAGCCAAUGGAGAGAUACAGAAGUUAAGGGAAAGACUGGCCACUGUCACGGCCUUAAGGGACGAAAUCCAAAAGUUAAAAAGUCAGCAGGAGGCAGUCACCCAGCAACAGCAAGCGCAACAAGAUAGCAUUCUGAAGCUCGUUGUCCAAGGCUGGACCUUCUAUGAGGGGAAAGCAUACUACUUUUCAAAGGCCCAAAAGUCUUGGGAUGAGGCUGAGCAGUUCUGUGUCUCCAACGAUUCUCAUCUGGCCUCGGUGACCUCAGAAGAAGAACAGGAGUUUCUGAAAAAGAGGACAAAUGGAGUUUAUCACUGGAUUGGCCUGACCGACAAAGGAACAGAAGAUGUCUGGAGAUGGGUAGAUGGGACUCCUUAUAACGGUGCCAAGAGCAAAGGGUGAUUUUGGAACAGGAACCAGCCAGACAACUGGAACUAUGGUAAUGGCAUACAAGAAGACUGUGUCCAUUUCAUGGAGAAGUGGAAUGACAUAGUGUGUCACAGACCUUUCCCCUGGAUCUGCAAGAAGGUGGUGUGGCCAGCCAAGGGUUUCAAUCUCUCCCCCACCUCCAUCCCCACCCCUGCCUACAGAGAAAUAGACAUUAGUUUUGACUUAUAUAGCCCUAGUUUCAACUAAUUUUAAGGAGGUUGGACUUGGAGUCAUUUUGGCUUGAGUUUGAAUCCUUCCUCAGCUGUUUGUUGUAACUUUAGUCAAGGCACUUAGCCACUUGUACCUCAGUUUCCCCAUCUACAAAAUAAGGGAGUAGAACUUGAUUACUUCUAAGGCCUGGCCAGCACUAAAUUUAUAACCUUAGAUCAAAUCAAGCCCUAUUUCCUCUGUGACCACCACAGCCCACAUUGCCCUCUCCCUUUUCUGAGCUUCUACUGGUGUAUACUAGCUUUGGCCUAUCUUUUGACAUCACUAUUACAAUAUUGUACCAUCAUUUUCUGUUUCACACUUGGCAAUCUCAUCUCUCAAAUACACUUGGAACCCUAGCAAGGUUGGGCUCAAGUCUGAGAGCAGGUGUGAGACCCUAAGUCUCCCUCCUACGGUGCCUUUUAUUCAUACUCAAUAAAUAUCUGUGGAUUCACUGAGCAAUUUACAAUAUUCUCACAAGAUCUUUUGUCAAACUCACCUCCUCUCUCCACCUCCAACAUGGCAUACCCUCAGCCCUUGGAAUUCUCAUUAGUUGCCGGAUUCCCAUUAAGGCUUAGUCCUGAGUAUAAUUUUAAUUGACCCACACCCUGACCCCUGGGUGGAUAGUGGUCUGGAAAGUUUGGUCAUCUUCAUGAGAUUAAAUCACUUGACAGGCACCACCAUUCACAGAAAAUCAUCUCAUUGACUCUGAUCUUGCUGCCUAGAGAGGGCUGAGCUUUCCUAGGGAGUGAUUCAGACUCAACUGAUUUGAUUGGCUCAGGCUAUUCCAAAUGAACUGGAAACAACCCCUUGUUCUUCUAAGGAAGCUGAAUUUGCCCAAAUCAGUCGCCAAAUGGUGAGCAGUGGCCAAGCCUCCCAAUCACUUGGCUCAUGUAGCUGUGUGGAAGAUCCCUCCCACCUUAACCCAGGUCUACUCUUAGCUCUGCUUGGCUUCUCUAUUGACUGACUUGCAGGCAGGUCUGUCUGGCAUGGGCACUUAAGACCACUGAAUAAAUGAGACUCUAGUGGUCUUCUCUACUUACCCAUCAGAAAGGGGUAACCUUCUUCUCUAUUAUAGGGUUCAUCAUCCGUCCCCCACUUCUUCCCACCUCACCUCACACACACACACACACACACACACACACACACACACACACACACACACACUGAUAGGUUUAAUGAAUAAACAGAUUAGUCAAAACCCUGGAUCUAGUGUUUGGCUCAAACUACAUCCCAAAUUCUAUGUCCAUCUGAGUUCUAAUGUUUUAUAACACUAUCCCUUUAAUUUAAGUCAACAAACAUUCAUCGCUUAUUAUAUUGCAGAUACUGUGUCAGUCAGAAAUUCAAACACAAGCAGAAAGACAGUCCCUGCCUUGGAAUAGCUUAUAUUUGAAGAGGAGAAAAGUACACAAAAAGGCCAAAAAGCAGGAGUGAGGGAUCCAGAGGGGGAGUUCUGUGGAGAAAGUCCAUUGAGAGUCUGCAGUGCAGGCUGGAAAGAAAUGACAACAUGGCAGGGCUUGGUCCUCCUCCAAAUGGGGAUUCUGGGGGAGACCAGUCAAAUAGAAGGAGAAACUGCAGUAGCAAAGGACUUUUCUGGUGUGUGAAGUUCAGGAGUGGGUAGACCAAGACUCUAGCCUCUUCCUGGGCAUUGUAGAGAAAACCUAGGAGAGUUAGGAGUGCAUAUAGAGGUAGAAUUUGAACUCAAUUCCUCUAAUAUCCCAAGCAAUGCUCUUUCCACUAAAGAAAAGCUUGCAGACCCAUUAGUAAUAGAGUUGUCAAGCUUCUAGAUAUCUGUAAAUAGUUCUUAACUAUAUUUAACCUUUCACAUUGUAAAGGAUAAUUUAGCGUUGUGACCUAAACUAUGUUAAUUAUUUGGUUGCCAUGGAUGUCCCAAAUAUAAAAGAAAUAUAACCAAGUCAACUGGAAAUUUAUGGUGAUUUAAUUUAUAUGGUGGAAAGAAAUUAAUAAGAAGGAAGAAGGAAAAGGGUGUAGGAUUUCUCCUGCCUGGCUAGUGCCAGGAGGAAGACCAGAGGCUUUAGGAAGAUAAGGGUUUGAAGAGUAAGGGGGAAAGAAUCAGCCUGAACUCCAAAGGACUCAGCCAAGAUGUCUGAACCUGAAUCAGUUCAAGGACAAACUCACGGCCAAACCCAGACAAUAACUGCCACCAUGCCAAGAUGUUGGAACACUUAGCAGGCUGCCAGCCGGUCACCUCUCCAGGGAAAGAAGGAGAGAGAGCAAGUCACGUGCCUUAUAUAGACAGUUUUAUGUUACUUUCCUGCAUCUCAUCUGUGCCAAUGAUAGCUUAGCUUGACUUAGGACAGCCCAGGGGUCUGUCCACUUUUUCUGCACAUGUCUAUUGAAGGCCAUUUCCUCAGAUAAUUAAAUCUUUGAGUAUGGUGCAGGCAUCCUGACCUUGUUAAACUGAGUAAGGUGGAGAAAUGUAGAGUUACCAAGACUUGAUUCUGUUAAACCAAGUAUCUCCAUUGUUACUAUCAGGAAAUAGCUAAAUCAGAUCUUCUAAAGUAUGGCCUGAGUAGGGUGGAGUAGUUUUAAAAUUCAGCUUGCAGACCCAUUAGUAAUAGAGUUGUCAAGCUUCUAGAUAUCUGUAAAUAGUUCUUGACUAUAUUUAACCUUUCACAUUUAACACCACAAAUCAGAAAGAAGAGAAGGCAAUUUGGGGGAGGGAAGUUGUUGGAUCAAUCAAAGGCUGGUUGCCACCAUGCAGCCUUGAUCCCAGAUUCAAAUCUCACCUGACUCUUUAUACAUGAACAAUCCCUCUAGCUUCUGGUCUAAACUGAAACCCAACUAUCCAGCUCCACUAAUCAAUCUCUUCACUGUCUCAGUCACUAUCUUCCUCAUAUAUGAGUGGAUUCCAAUCAGCUCCUUGGGCUCAGUCUCUUGGAGGGUACAGUGUUUAGGGGUCCACUGAGAAUUUCUUUCUUUUUAACUAAGCCUGCUUGACUUUUUGUCAAGUAGAUUUAGUCCUAUAUUUGUUUUUCCCAGGGUAUUGUCAGGAUACCUGGAGAUAUUUUGUCCCAUUCUCGGGGGAUCAACUAGGGAAAUAAAAUGGGGUAACUUUUGUGCUAAAAUGAUUCAUAGAAGAAUUUCUACUCGGACCCACUGGAGGGGGGAAUAAGAGAGAGAGAGAAAGAGGGGGAGAGAGAGAAGAGAGAGAAAGAGAAGAAGAAGAAGAAGAAGAAGAAGAAGAAGAAGAAGAAGAAGAAGAAGAAGAAGAAGAAGAAGAAGAAGAAGAAGAAGAAGAAGAA
Monodelphis domestica (gray short-tailed opossum) is the source of this 5354-nucleotide messenger RNA. RefSeq names its product C-type lectin domain family 4 member F (gene CLEC4F). The record is from RefSeq and is a predicted model, not a curated record. Lineage: Eukaryota; Metazoa; Chordata; Mammalia; Didelphimorphia; Didelphidae.